This is a messenger RNA of Leopardus geoffroyi (Geoffroy's cat), 1030 nucleotides long. It is a transcript of the gene RPL32, whose product is annotated as ribosomal protein L32. Bases 575 to 982 code for a protein of 135 amino acids. The record is from RefSeq and is a predicted model, not a curated record. Gene Ontology annotation, biological process: translation. The transcript is spliced from 4 exons. Gene Ontology annotation, molecular function: structural constituent of ribosome. Lineage: Eukaryota; Metazoa; Chordata; Mammalia; Carnivora; Felidae. Gene Ontology annotation, cellular component: ribosome; cytosolic large ribosomal subunit.
AGCCAUCUGUAACUCGGUGAGUUUUAAUCGUUGGCCAUCCGCAUCUCUGCGGUCUUCAUCUGGUAUUGUCGCUUCGUGGUGAGGAGGCCUGCCCUUCCGAGCACUCGCCUUGGUGGGCUCUGUCCUUGUCGGUCGGCUGGAGCACGUACAGGAACAGAACGAAGCGGCCCAGCCGAUGAUGGAGGUUUGCUUCCCAGGGCCACUUGGCCGCCCUACGGAGGCCGCCUGGUGUCUCUCAGCGUUGCUGACAGCUUGUUUGAGGCCUGGGAGUGAAGGUCGCCGUUUCGGGUCUAGGCAGCGCGGGCUUGUAGGGACUGUGAAGCCACCAGAAGUUUCCAGUCCGAGGGCAGGAGUAUUCCAGUUUUGGUCAGCGUUGUGUUUCCGCGUGUAUUUUGUUCACGCCGACCGACGCUCCCUCCUCUGCGGUUCUGGUCUUGGGGUUGCUGCUGCGGCCAGACCGCCAAAACAAAACAAUCGAUUGCUGCUAGUCGAUCGGUUCAGUUAACGAAGGAUCUCUGAGAAUAUAAAACUGCGUCCUUGUCUGCGAGGAAAUAAUGUUUCGGGUGGAGGCAUCAUGGCUGCCCUCAGACCUCUGGUGAAGCCCAAGAUCGUUAAAAAGAGGACCAAGAAGUUCAUCCGGCACCAAUCAGACCGAUAUGUCAAAAUUAAGCGCAACUGGCGGAAACCCAGAGGCAUUGACAAUAGGGUGCGCAGAAGAUUCAAGGGCCAGAUUUUGAUGCCCAACAUUGGUUACGGGAGCAACAAGAAAACAAAGCACAUGCUGCCCAGUGGCUUCCGGAAGUUCCUAGUCCACAAUGUCAAGGAGCUUGAGGUGCUGCUGAUGUGCAACAAAUCUUACUGUGCAGAGAUUGCUCACAAUGUCUCCUCCAAGAACCGUAAAGCCAUUGUGGAAAGAGCAGCCCAGCUGGCCAUCAGAGUCACGAAUCCCAAUGCCAGACUGCGCAGCGAAGAAAAUGAAUAGACAGUUUAUGUGCACAUCAUAUUUGUGUUAAUAAAACCAUAAAACUAC